Messenger RNA from Durusdinium trenchii, 1698 nucleotides. The record is from the annotation of a GenBank genome assembly. Lineage: Eukaryota; Dinophyceae; Suessiales; Symbiodiniaceae.
AUGGCGUCUAGGCGGAUCCCCGGCUACCCACCGAACUGCGUGACGCUGCUCGUGGACCAAGAGGACGUGGGAGACGAGCGCUCCGCGGUGGAGACGGUGCUGUCCGCACACCAAGAGCUGGGAGAACUGCUGGAAGAGGAGGCCUCACUGGCAGAUCAGGAUGCUCUGAAGGCUUUGCAGUCGCACCGGCACUUGAUGGCCAAGCGGGCCUUGUUCAAAGCCACGAUGUAUGAGAGCAAGCUCAGUGGCUUGCGCGGAAAGGCCGCGCGCGAGGCCUUACUGCUGGCGGAGGACGAGGAACGCCAGGCCGCCGCAGCCUUGGCCGAGCCCAAAGGCUUGGCUGCAGCGCCGGAGGAGGAGGCGCGGGCGGUGCAGCUGCUGGCGGACGUCCGGGAUCGGCUGAGGAGCUUAGGCGCCGAGGCCAUGCGAGGCCAGGCUGAAGUCUUGUUGAAAGGCUUGGGCUUCGUGACGGCAGACCUGCAACGCCCCACGCGGCUGCUCAGCGGCGGCUGGCGCAUGCGGGUGGCCUUGGCCAAGGCACUGCUGGCCAAGCCCAACGUGCUUCUCUUGGACGAGCCUACGAACCACCUGGAUUGGGAAGCAAUCCUUUGGCUCGAACGAUACCUGAUCUCGGACGAGCUCUCAGAGGUGGCGCUGGUGGUGGUCUCGCACGACCGGGACUUCCUCGACAAGGUCAGUACCACAACGCUGCGACUGUUUGACAUGAAGCUGCAAAUCCAUGCAGGCAAUUACUCUGCCUUCGAGGAGGCGCAUCAGCGAGACCAGCAGCACCGUGCCGAUCUGGCAGAGAGGCAGCAGGAUAAGCAGGACAAGAUGGAGAAGCAGAUCAAGGAGAUGGAACAACGGGGCAGGAAGACCAACAACGACAACCUGUUGAAGGCCGUCGCCAGCCGAAGGACCAAGAUGGGCCUGGAUGACAAGCCCUGGUCCUUCAACCGCGUGGGCCUGGAGCGCGCGGGAGGCCACAAGUUCAAGUUCAGCUAUGCCACACACUUCGAAGCGAUGGAGCAGGCCACCGUUGAGAACAAGGAGCACCGAGCUGGGAGUCGAGUCAAGCUGCGCUUGGGACGGGACUUGAGGGAGCAGGCGGUCCACUUGAAGUUGAAGGCGGCCGCGCCGCUGCCCUUCGAGGCCGCGCUGCUGCAGUGUCGAGAGGUGCAGGUGGGAUAUGACAAGACAGCGCCGCUGGUGAGGAAGUUUGAUCUGGACGUCCGCGCGCAGUCCCGCAUAGGAAUUCUUGGGGUGAACGGCAGUGGCAAGACCACGUUGCUGCGAACUUUGGUCAACCAGCUGCCGGUGCUGGCGGGGGAAGUCUACCAGCAACCCCGUGUUGUGGUGGGCUUCUUCGAUCAGCACCAGGCGGAUGACCUGCCGGUGGAUGCAACGCCCCUGGCGGCCCUUUGCGAGCGUGGUCAGCCGAACCUGAAAGAACAGGAGGUCCGUGCUCAUCUUGGCAGCUUCGGCCUAGGGCGCCUGGCGGUGCAACCCAUCAGGUGCCUCUCGGGCGGCGAGCGGAGCCGCGUGGCGCUGGCGGCCGCCACGCUCCGGGCGCCCCACGUGCUGGUGCUAGAUGAGCCGACCAAUCACCUAGACCUUCAGACCGUCGAAGCCCUUGGAGCAGCCCUCAAGGAGAUGGGAGUGUGGGGAGGAGUAGCGGGGGCAUGUUUGUGUUUAUGA